Anthonomus grandis grandis is the source of this 955-nucleotide messenger RNA. RefSeq names its product tubulin-folding cofactor B (gene TBCB). Gene Ontology annotation, biological process: post-chaperonin tubulin folding pathway; cytoplasmic microtubule organization; tubulin complex assembly. Lineage: Eukaryota; Metazoa; Arthropoda; Insecta; Coleoptera; Curculionidae. The record is from RefSeq and is a predicted model, not a curated record. The coding region runs from base 112 to 831 and encodes 239 amino acids. Gene Ontology annotation, cellular component: nucleus; cytoplasm; microtubule plus-end. Gene Ontology annotation, molecular function: alpha-tubulin binding; microtubule plus-end binding. The transcript is spliced from 4 exons.
CUCAGCUGUCAAUGUCAGUCAUAUGAUUCACUGCAGCUCUUCAUUCAUUGUCAACAAAAAACUCAAAUUAUUGUUACUUACUUUUAAUUUAACGAUUUUAAAAGCUACAAAAUGGGUGAUGUUAAAGUGAUAACCUCAGAUUUCGUGCACGUCCAAAUAAGCACCUCGGUAAACCAUGCCACUUUCGGGGAGAAACGCUUUCCUAAGGACAUUACCAUAUCUGAACUAAAGGCUAAACUGGAACUGAUGACGGGCGGCAACUGCCACACCAUGAAAAUCCAGGUUUUCAAUGAUGAUAACAAACUGGUUACCACAUUAGAUGAUAAUAACAGACUACUUGGCUCCUACCCUGUAGAUGAUGGCAUGAGACUGCAUGUCAUUGAUAAGUUCGAAUAUAACCUUUUAGAAGAAUCUGUUGAAAAAUUUGAAUUAAAUGAAGAGGAGUAUGCUAAAAGGAAUGAUUCAGUUAAGUCUUACCUAAUGAAGAACAAAAUAGGGAAAUACAAUGAAGAAUACAUGAAAACGAAGGAGCAACAAGAAGCUGAGUCAAAAGCUUUAGCGGAAAGUAUGUCAGUUGGGGCCAGAUGUAAAGUUACAUGUACCAAUGCCCCAACAAGACUUGGAACUGUUAUGUAUAGUGGAACCAUUGAUGGACUCUCGGGGUAUUGGGUAGGAGUUAAAUAUGAUGAGCCUGUGGGUAAACAUGAUGGAUGUGUCAAAGGUAAAAGAUACUUUACCUGUCCAGAUAAAUAUGGGGCUUUUGUGAAACCUUCUUGCAUCCAAGUAGGUGAUUUCCCUGAAGAGGAUUAUGAUUUAAACGAGGAAAUUUAAAAAGUGAACUGUGUUUUAUUUUUACUCAGGUUGAACUUUAAAUUAUUUAGAACACUGUGCUGAUGCUUUAACUUUAUUUAUAUAUUUUGCCUUUUAUACGUUUAUUAAAUUUUUUUAGAUUUCA